AUGACCCAAUUAUUCAAACAAAAGCACGUCGAGUAUGUGCAAAACUUGAAUUCGCAGAUAUCCCAGGACUCAUACGAGUACUGGCUUCUGGAGCAUUUAAGAUUGAAUGGCAUCUAUUGGGGUGUGGUAGCAUUGGCCACGAUGGAUAACUUAAAGGCACUUCCAGAAAACGAAGUAUUUGAUUUUGUGCUUAGUUGUUGGGACAGCAGAAGUGGAGGAUUCGGAGCAUUUCCUCGCCAUGAUGGGCAUAUACUUUCGACACUUUCAGCUAUACAAGUGCUUCUGAUAUAUAAUCGACUCGAUGAUCCAAAAGUGGUGGAUAAGAAGCCUGCUAUUGUCAAGUUUAUAAAAGAAUUGCAACUAGAAAAUGGCAGUUUCCAAGGUGAUAGGUUUGGAGAAGUCGACACCCGAUUCAUUUACACUGCGAUAUCCGCUCUUUCAAUCUUGGGUGAACUCACCGAGGAAAUGUCCAGGCCUGCAGUCGAUUUCAUUUUACUAUGCCAAAAUUUCGAUGGCGGAUUUGGGAUGGUACCUGGUGCCGAGAGUCAUGCGGCGCAGGUGUUUACAUGCUUGGCUACACUUGCAAUUACCGGGCAGUUGGACCGUAUUAAGCCAGAAAAGACAGCAGCGUGGCUUAGUGAUAGACAAGUAGAAGGGGGAGGGCUAAACGGGCGUCCUGAAAAGCUUCCCGAUCUGUGCUAUUCAUGGUGGGUGAUGUCGUCAUUGAGCAUAUUAGGGAAGGCUCAUUGGGUGGAUUUUACCGGACUAAUCAGUUUCAUACUCAAGUGUCAAGACCCGAAUGGAGGUAUAAGUGACCGAGCCGACAAUGAAACCGAUGUAUAUCAUACAUGUUUUGCCCUCGCUGGUCUCAGCUUGAUCGAAAUGAGCCAAAAACUGAAAGAAUUUGGACUCGUUCCAAUUGAUCCAGUUUAUUGUAUGCCAACUUCUGUCACAAGAAAGUUCACGAAUUACACCCAACAAUGA
Molecule: messenger RNA, 984 nt
Organism: Meyerozyma guilliermondii ATCC 6260
Lineage: Eukaryota; Fungi; Ascomycota; Pichiomycetes; Serinales; Debaryomycetaceae
Gene: BET2
Product: Rab geranylgeranyltransferase
Exons: 1
Coding region: 1-984 (327 amino acids)
Biological process (GO): protein geranylgeranylation
Cellular component (GO): Rab-protein geranylgeranyltransferase complex
Molecular function (GO): Rab geranylgeranyltransferase activity
Source: RefSeq, a predicted model, not a curated record